This is a messenger RNA of Ramularia collo-cygni, 2001 nucleotides long. RefSeq lists its product as uncharacterized. The record is from RefSeq and is a predicted model, not a curated record. Bases 1 to 2001 code for a protein of 666 amino acids. NCBI's taxonomy places the organism in Eukaryota, Fungi, Ascomycota, Dothideomycetes, Mycosphaerellales, Mycosphaerellaceae. The transcript is spliced from 3 exons.
AUGGCGGCCAACGUGAACUCGGCGGAUCCAGAAAAGGUCAAUGGGUUAAGCUUCGCCGAGCAGGACAAUGGGUCGCUAGGAGAGCAGAAGCACCACCACUACGUCGCUCGAACACGAGAACGUGUCCGUCACUUCCUGCAUCCUGAUGGGCGACGUAUCCACAUCGCGUCCUCCCCAGAAGAGAUUCUACAGUUGCGAAAGAAGCUUUCCAGUGUUCACAAAGAACAUGAGUUUGACAUUUUCCUGUCCGGGACAGCGGACCAUCUCGAGGCCAUUCGUCAAGCUCAGACGCACCAUGAGACCCGUCUGACGAGCUUCAAGGAACAGCAUGGAGACGUCUACUCUCAAUUUGCCAGCGUUCACGCAGAGCUCGAUGCACUAUCAAGUGAACUCGAGCGUGUUACCACACAGGGCGUGAGUCUGGACGCCCACUUCUCCAAGUAUGGCUACGAUGCUCGAAUCAGAACUUAUGAUGAUGAGAACCCAAUCUCUGGGACCGCUACUCCAAGGUCGAACAGUUCGAAUGAGAAAUUACAGAGCGAAGCUGAGCGAGGAUUCGCCACGCCUCUCAAGCUGUUCAAGUAUCCCGUUGUGCGCCAGUACUUCCACAAAGGCAUACUUUGGCGCGCUAGCGGAAGUGAGGAAGUUCAGUCGUUCGAGCUCUUUGUGGACUUGCUUUAUGUUGGAAUCAUCGCCAUCAUUGGUGAUGCAGCGAGUGAAGACGCUACGGGAACCACAUUGCUUCACUUCAUCAUCACCUUCACGCUAUCCUGGAAUAUCUGGACCGACAUGGUGCUUGUCAUCUCUUGGUUCGAGACCGAUGACAUCUUCCAACGCCUAAGUAUCAUCUUCCUCCUCGUCUGCCUCUUUGGCUUCACAGUCAACAUCAACGAAGCCUUCGAGACCACUUACCCAACGCUCAUUGGAUUCUAUCUGGCGGCACGCUUAUACAUGGCCACAUAUCUGGCUGGGUGUGCCAUCUUGAUCCCGAUGAUGAGGUCAAUUUUGAUCUAUCACACAUGCGUAGCUCUGGUCGGUGCCGCACUUUGGAUAGGCAGUAUCCAUGUCGAAUGGCCRAAUCAGCUCGCAUUGAUCUGGAUUGCCCUCUUUGUUGAUGUCGCCGGACAUUCCUUCUACGUGGUGCUGAUGAUGAUUUCUCAGCCUGUGAAGCGGGUACUAGAAAGGGUGUUCGAGAUUUGGCCUGCGAUUAAUAUCGAGCACCGCACCGAACGCAUGAACGCCUUCGUCGCCCUGGUCUUCGGGUACACGGUGGUCGCAAUCCUCUACCAGAGCACCGUAAAUGGCAUUGAUGACUUCUUCGGCAAAGCAGCCUUGGGUCUCAUCCAGGCUUUCUGCUACAACUGGAUAUACUUCGAGAUCGAUGGAGCCAACCUCGCUGCCCACGCUAUCCGUAGGCACAAGUUGAGCGCUUUCAUCUGGGGCAUGGCGCACCUCCCGUUCAUUAUGGCAUUCAUCCUAGCUGGUGCCGCGCUUUCGAGACUCGUUGUCGCGCACGAUACUGCGAAUUCGCAUCUGGAAGGCCUCACUACAGAGUAUGAGGAACGCAGCACGGAAGAGAUCACACAAGGUAUCCGUUGGUUCUACUGCGUUGGACUGGGGGUUGCAUUGGCUCUGAUGGGAGUUAUUGCCCUGUCUCACGUUCACAAAGAGGCUCCUGGACUUCGAUUAAAGAAACGCUGGCGACUGUUGGCUCGUUUCUGUGUUACCAWCGUCCUCAUCUGCCUUCCGCUCGCUCAUGGCCUGAACUCAUUGGAAUUGAUCGGAGUAGUAACCGCCCUGAUUGUCUUUGUGCUCGUAACGGAACUAUGGGCAUCCAGCUGCUGUACCGAGAAUCUCUUCCAGCGAUCGAAGCCGUGUCAGUAUGUUGGACGGUGUGGGAAGAAAGAGAUGGAUGCCUUCAUCAGUGAUGGGAAGGGAGCUGAUUUCGAGGAGAUCUCGGGGAACAAGGAUGCGAAUAGUGGAGUCAUCAUUGGACGUUAA